Styela clava is the source of this 1397-nucleotide messenger RNA. RefSeq names its product ubiquinone biosynthesis protein COQ9, mitochondrial-like. Gene Ontology annotation, cellular component: mitochondrial inner membrane. The record is from RefSeq and is a predicted model, not a curated record. Gene Ontology annotation, biological process: ubiquinone biosynthetic process. Gene Ontology annotation, molecular function: lipid binding. NCBI's taxonomy places the organism in Eukaryota, Metazoa, Chordata, Ascidiacea, Stolidobranchia, Styelidae.
UUCUGUUAUUUUUUUGUUUAUAGAACAUCAAUGUUAUGAGUAUUAUGUUAGGUUUUGGAUAGAUUUGUAAUAUGCUGAUAAGAAGUAGGUUGCCUUUGCUUUGUGCUAAAGCUUUCAAUGCUUCAAGAUGCACCUCUGCUGCAAUUUCAAGAUGGCCAGAAAAUCAUAAAAUUUAUUUGGGAAGUUCAACUGCCAGCCAUAGAAGAAUAACCUAUUCCUUCCGAGCUUAUGUCACAACAACCAGGAUGUUCUCAUCAGAUGGGAAUUCGGGCUUCACUGAAAAUGAAGAAGCAAAGUCAAGAAAAGAUGGAGACCACAAUGCUGAAAAUGGAAAAUGUGAGGAUGAUAUAAGGGUUGAAAUAUUGGAAAAUGCAUUGAAUUAUGUUUCGACGCAGGGGUGGACUAGGGAAGCGCUAUCUCUAGGUGCUCAGGAAGCUGGGUAUCCAAGUGUCACAGAAGGAAUGUUUAGCCGAGGUGAAGUAGACCUUGUGUUAUACCUAGUGAAAUCCAAUAAUACAAAUCUAUUGACACAUAUGGAAGAAAUACUCGAUGCACAGGAGGGCGAGAAGAUAAGAAUCAGUGAAUUUAUUAGAGAUGUUUUGGAGUACAGACUUCGAAUGAUCAUUCCUUAUAUAGAAGUAUGGUCAGAUGCCAUGGCUAUUUUAUUGCGCCCAACUGUUUUUGUGGAAGCAACACAAGAGCUUGGGAAAAUGGUAGAUGAUAUUUGGUUUUAUGCUGAGGAUACAUCCACAGAUUUCAAUUGGUAUACAAAAAGGGCACUUUUGGCAAAACUUUUUCUAACUACACAAACUGUCAUGGUGAAUGAUCAAUCUCCCGAUUUUGCAGACACAUGGAAAUUUUUGGAUCGGAGGAUGAGUGACAUAGCAACAAUUGGCAAAGUCUCAAGUUCUCUGCAAAAAAAUGGCAAAAUGGCUGGUGAUGUGGCGUUUGCCGGAUUCACGGUUUUGAGAAAUGUGACGGGUUUUGGCGAUAGAAGGCGUUGAAGAAUUCUGCAAACGAGAUUUGAUUCAACUUGUCUGGGUGGAAAAUAUAUGCCUUACUAAAUGGCAUUGACUGAUUGGAGAAAAAUAUUUUCUUUUUUUUAGUGUUUAUUAUGUGAUUUCGCAGCCAAAUUAUGACCAUUCAUUUUCUUGUAGCAUGUUUUUUUUUAUUUAUGAUCAAUUUAAAAAAUGUAUUGUUUCUGUCUGCAUAAAACAUGACUGGUUGGGAGUAGAUAUGUAUCGGCAAUAUCGGACAUUUUUUCGGUAUCUGCUGAAUGUGGAUGGAUAUAUUUAGGUUUUUAAUCUGAUCCAAACUUAUUACUGUACCAUGAACUGUGAGCAUUGAUUUCAAUGAUGAUUUAAGCAUUUUAAUCACAAAUAUUUUAUGUUCUGGAA